AUGGGGCCGCGGGAGCCGCACCGCCGGCUGGAGGCGGUGCUCGGCGCCCUCUACGACCUGGGUGAGGAGCCCGGCGGCGCACGGGGCGCCGCGCAGGACGGCGAGGGGAGCACAGGGGCGGCGGCCAAGGAAGGAGAAGAGGAGGAGGAGGAGGAGGAGGAGAGCCGGGCGCCGCAGCCGCCGGCGGGCGGGCGGCGCAGGCCCCGCGAUUUCUUCGGGGAGCUGCGGGCUGAGCUGAGCGCCGCCGCCGCCACUCCUCCGCCGGCCCCGGCCGCGCCGCCAGCCGUGGAGGUCGUGGUGUUCCGCGGGAGGAAGAGGAAGGAGCGGCCCAGCCCCGCGGCAGCGCCCGCCGGCGGAGCCCAGACCCAAAUAGUGAAUGAGGAGAAAAAUAUGAACAAACAAGAAUUUAACUUCGAAAAAGCUCGUCUGGAAGUGCACAAGUUUGGAAUCACUGGCUACAAGAAGCAUGAACAACGCAUAUGGGAACAGGAGCGUGCUAUCAUGCUGGGAGCCAAGCCCCCCAAAAAGGAGCAUGUGAACUACAGGAUCUACCAACAGAAAAUGAAAGAGAAAAAAGCAGUGAAAGAUGCUGAUAAGGAAAAGCAGGAACAUAAAGGUGAUUCUCUUAAGAAAAAGAAGAAAGAACAGAAGGAGAGGAAGGCCAAAAGGAAGAAAUCAGUGCCUAGCAUUUGGCCUGCAGGACAAGUUGGAAAAUUCAGAAAUGGGACCUUGAUUCUGCAAAGCCAUGACAUAAAGAAAAUCAAAUCAUCCAAAGUUAGGAAAUGAACUUAAUGAUAGAGUGAAAUGGACAAUUGCAUAAGAUAGAAUUCAUAUUGCUACCAACACAGACAGAGCCUCUCGCCUACCUACUACGCCAUAAUUUUUUAAAUUUUGUUGUUGCAGGAUUUUCUAUGUUCCAUUCUGCCUUGGGAAGAAUAUGAGAAUUUAUCAUUUUAUAAAUAAAAAUAAGAGUUUUUAUUAAGAAGGUUACACAGCCUAUUUUAUUAGUCAAUAUAUGCCAAAACAAACAUUUCACUUUUUAGAAUCAGCUUAUUGGCUGUAAGUAAAAUAUUAAUUUAAUCCAUUAACUAAUGGAUUAAAAUAUAUAUCUCUUCACUUUUAUAUGGAAGGAAUAUGGAAAAAGCAAUACCUUACUCACUCUGAACCUGAAGUGGGUGGUCUCCAAACAUUUACUGAACAUAAAUUUGUUUCCAUAUUUUUAUGGAGUGUUAGGGGCUAGUGGAACUGCACAGGAGAUUUCCUGUCUAGCAAAACCUCAAGGUUUCAAAAUUACCUUCUUUGGAAUGAAAAUAGUAUUUUUCUAAAGUUUUGUCCCAGUAGGAGUUACACACUCAACUUGUAUGUCUCUGCAGAGAUCUUCAAAUAAGCAGUUUCAAAUAGUGUUUUGUUGGCUUGGAUGGUUUGUUUUUAAAAACGAAACCAUGUAAGACUGAGACAAAAGAAGCAUAGACACUCAAUAGCUGCUGGUUGUUCCUGGGAACUUACGUUUGUUUUGUUCGGUGUCCCCAUGCCACUAAGGCGUUUCUGUGAAAUCUUUGUCAAAACUGAAGUUUUGGGUUUCAGCAGUUUGGUGUUUCUGGAAGAACAGUUUUUUCUUCUGUAGCUAAAUAUUUGUUGGGGUUUUUUUUUGUUUGGUUUUAAGGUGGUGUAUCCUUUAGAACUGGCAAUGGUUAGUAACCUUCCAAACUGAAAGAAACUUUGGGGUGUACUGGUACCCCUGUGGGCACGGAGCCUGAGCUAGGUGAUCUCUAACCCUGCGCGAGCAGCAAGGUCUGUGUCAGCUUGCAGUCAGCUAAUAGAGCAACAGCAUCAGAGGCUGCCCUUGUCUCAGAAUGGGAAAGUGUUCUGUGGUAGGGAGGGCCACCCCACAGAAAGGGAUGCUUUCUGGCACGCUCCUUCCCUCACACCUUCCACCUUACUGGAGGUCCUGGAAAAGUGCUCUGCCACCACAGAGAGGACUAAAAGGAGGGAGAGAGCCUGUAAGAAUCAAGAGGCAGGUAAAAAGUGGAAGGGAGUGUUUCUGGAGCCAUGUGGGAAGAGGAGGGGUGUGCAGAGUUGGGUUGCUAAAUGCUGUUAUCACAUUUCAUUAUUGCAUAAUUUGGUUUCUUGUUAUCCAGUAUUGGUUCAGAUUCAAACUGGAAUUAACAAUCCUAUCUGGUUACAGAC
Molecule: messenger RNA, 2187 nt
Organism: Empidonax traillii (willow flycatcher)
Lineage: Eukaryota; Metazoa; Chordata; Aves; Passeriformes; Tyrannidae
Gene: FSAF1
Product: chromosome unknown C1orf131 homolog
Exons: 7
Coding region: 1-786 (261 amino acids)
Source: RefSeq, a predicted model, not a curated record